AUGUUUGAGAAGUAUUUCACACCAUUUCCCAUUCCUGCGCUAGCCUUGUUAUAUACCGCGGCAGAGUGUUGCAUCGAUGAAUGGACUGACAGAGAGCGGAGCGACAUCAAUUUUUCAAGUGGCGAGUAUAAAGCAGUAUAUGAUAAACACCUCGCCAAUCUUAGGAAGUUCGAUUCACGAACGAAAGCCCAUGGGAUCCUUGAUUCCAUCCUCAAGGACAUUAACGUCAAUGGGAGAACACAUGCUAGAGUGGAUACGAUGGAUGUUACAUGCGGAGACUAUCUGUCUGAUGUUGAGAUCAACAAUGCGAUUCGGGAAUCUAUGCAGGGGGGUGAUGGCGGGAAUAAGAGCGACAGUGCGGAUGAGCUUGACAGUGAAUCUGAUGACAACGGUGACAAUGGUGAGGACGAGUAG
This is a messenger RNA of Suillus plorans, 414 nucleotides long. RefSeq lists its product as uncharacterized. NCBI's taxonomy places the organism in Eukaryota, Fungi, Basidiomycota, Agaricomycetes, Boletales, Suillaceae. The coding region runs from base 1 to 414 and encodes 137 amino acids. The transcript has 3 exons. The record is from RefSeq and is a predicted model, not a curated record.